AUGAGAGUCCAGAGUCAUCCAGCGCUGGUUCUUCACCCUCGCUCUGCAGUCAUCCAGCGCUGGUUCUUCACCCUCGCUCUGCAGUCAUCCAGCGCUGGUUCCUCACCCUCGCUCUGCAGUCAUCCAGCGCUGGUUCUUCACCCUCGUUCUACAGUCAUCCUGUGGUGGUUCCUCACCCUCGCACUAGUCAUCCAGUCGUGGUUCCUCACCAUCGCACUAUGUGAAGAGAAACCUCUAGCUCUCGACCGUCUCUUCAGAAUCGGGUUUUCGCAGAAGCCAGGCGAGAACGAGGUGAAAUAUAAAUUGAGGGAAAAGAAGAGAUUAUCCAAUCCCUUGAUUGCUUUAAAAAUGGGAUAUUUAGAAGUAGAUUCCAACAGUGAGGAGCUUGUAGCUUCCAGCACUGAGGAGCCUGUAGCUCCCAACACUGAGGAACUUGUAGCUCCCAGCACUGAGGAGCUACCAUCGCCCAGGGACGUAACAAAAAAAUGCAAGACCAGGAAAAGGAUUCAAAAUCCAUUGAUCGCUCAGAAGAGAGAGUUAAAAGAGCCCAACGAGAGUGAGGUACUAUGUUUGGAGCCUCGCCCACAGUGUGAAGAGAAACCUCUAGCUCUCGACCGUCUCUUCAGAAUCGGGUUUUCGCAGAAGCCAGGCGAGAACGAGGUGAAAUAUAAAUUGAAGGAAAAGAAGAGAUUAUCCAAUCCCUUGAUUGCUUUAAAAAGGGGAUUUUUAGAAGCAGAUUCCAACACUGAGGAACUUGUAGCUCCCAGCACUGAGGAGCUAGUAGCUCCCAGCACUGAGGAGCUUGUAGCUCCCAACACUGAGGAACUUGUAGCUCCCAGCACUGAGGAACUUGUAGCUCCCAGCACUGAGGAGCUUGUAGCUCCCAACACUGAGGAACUUGUAGCUCCCAGCACUGAGGAGCUUGUACCUCCCAACACUGAGGAACUUGUAGCUCCCAACACUGAGGAACUUGUAGCUCCCAGCACUGAGGAACUUGUAGCUCCCAGCACUGAGGAACUUGUAGCUCCCAACACUGAGGAACUUGUAGCUCCCAGCACUGAGGAGCUUGUAGCUCCCAGUACUGAGGAACUUGUAGCUCCCAACACUGAGGAACUUGUAGCUCCCAGCACUGAGGAGCUUGUAGCUCCCAACACUGAGGAACUUGUAGCUCCCAACACUGAGGAACUUGUAGCUCCCAGCACUGAGGAGCUUGUAGCUCCCAACACUGAGGAGUGUUCAGUUCCCAGCACUGAGGAGCUUGUAGUUCCCAGCACUGAGGAGCGUUCAGUUCCCAGCACUGAGGAGCUUGUAGCUCCCAGCACCGAGGAACUUGUAGCUCCCAGCACUGAGGAGCGUUCAGUUCCCAGCACUGAGGAGCUUGUAGCUCCCAGCACUGAGGAGCUUGUAGCUCCCAGCACUGAGGAGCUAGUAGCUCCCAGCACUGAGGAGCGUUCGGUUCCCAGCACUGAGGAGCUUGUAGCUCCCAGCACUGAGGAGCUUGUAGCUUCCAGCACUGAGGAGCUUGUAGCUCCCAACACUGAGGAGCGUUCAGUUCCCAGCACUGAGGAGCUUGUAGUUCCCAGCACUGAGGAGCGUUCAGUUCCCAGCACUGAGGAGCUUGUCGCUCCCAGCACUGAGGAGCUUGUAGCUCCCAGCACUGAGGAGCUUGUACCUCCUAGCACUGAGGAGCUUGUAGCUCCCAGCACUGAGGAGCUUGUAGCUCGCAGCGAUCAGGAGAUUGUAGCUCCCAGUGCUCAGGAGCUUGUAGCUCCCAGCGCUCAGGAGCUUGUAGCUUCCAGCACUGAGGAGCGUUCAGUUCUCAACGCUCAGAAGCUUGUAGUUCCCAGAGCUCAGGAGCUUGUAGCUCCCAGCGCUCAGGAGCUUGUAGCUCCCAGUGUUCAGGAGAUUGUAGCUCCCAGCACUGAGGAGCUUGUAGAUCCCAGCACUGAGGAGCUUGUAGAUCCCAGCACUGAGGAGCUUGUAGCUCCCAGCACUGAGGAGCUUGUAGCUCCCAGCACUGAGGAGCUUGUAGCUCCCAGCGCUGAGGAGCUUGUAGCUCCCAGCGCUGAGGAGCGUUCAGUUCCCAACAAUGAGGAGCUUAAAGCUCCAAGCGCUGAGGAGCUAUCAGUUCCCAACACGGAGGAGUCUGCGGCCCCCAGCUUUCAGCAGAAGUCUCCUACACGCAAUGAAUCUAUUUUCAGAAGUGACAACACUACCAGCCCUGAGCAGGAUUCUCCUGUGCCCAGUUGUGAGGCGGCCAUAUCCGGAAGGAAAAUUGUCACUGCACGUAGAGCACAUAUCUAGGUAACUUCCCCGGUAUCAAACACUGUGGCCCAGACCCAAAAUGAACCACUUGGCUUCGUUUCUCCUCCAGUGGAGAACGGUGCAUCUGGUGGUAACGUUUUUAAGUUUCAGGGCGCCGAGAAGAUGGUAUCGCCAACAAACAACGUUGGGAAUCAGUUGUGUAAUGCUGGAAGACGAACCGUGCGUGCUCGACGAAAAAUGUAGGGGGAUACCUUGGUCCUCCCCGUGGUCCAGAAUAACACUGGAGAUAAUAAAGAAUCUAUUUCCAGAAGUGACAUCACUACUGAGCAGGAUUCUCCUGUGCCCAGUUGUGAGGCGGCCACAUCCGGAAGGAAAAUUGUCACUGCACGUAGAACACUUAACAAGGUAACUUCCCCGGUAUCAAACACUGUGGCCCAGACCCAAAAUGUACCACUUGCCGUCGUUUCUCCUCCAGUGGAGAACGGUGCGUCUGGUGGUAACGUUUUUAAGUUUCAGGGCGCCGAGAAGAUGGUAUCGCCAACAAACAACGUUGGGAAUCAGUUGUGUAAUGCUGGAAGACGAACCGUGCGUGCUCGACGAAAAAUGUAGGGGGAUACCUUGGUCCUCCCCGUGGUCCAGAAUAACACUGGAGAUAAUAAAGAAUCUAUUUCCAGAAGUGACAUCACUACUGAGCAGGAUUCUCCUGUGCCCAGUUGUGAGGCGGCCACAUCCGGAAGGAAAAUUGUCACUGCACGUAGAACACUUAACAAGGUAACUUCCCCGGUAUCAAACACUGUGGCCCAGACCCAAAAUGUACCACUUGCCGUCGUUUCUCCUCCAGUGGAGAACGGUGCGUCUGGUGGUAACGUUUUUAAGUUUCAGGGCGCCGAGAAGAUGGUAUCGCCAACAAACAACGUUGGGAAUUAGGUGUGUAAUGCUGGAAGGCGAACCGUGCGUGCUCGACGAAAAAUGAAAGAGGAUAACUCCUCACAGUGAGUUAACUGAGAUUCCUCAGAGGGACAUAUGGUCGUGGCACAUGUUGCGGAUGAUUGAGUCAUGACUCAGGUGGUCGCCGGUUAUAUUUUUUUUAUUGUAAAA
Molecule: messenger RNA, 3363 nt
Organism: Cherax quadricarinatus
Lineage: Eukaryota; Metazoa; Arthropoda; Malacostraca; Decapoda; Parastacidae
Source: RefSeq, a predicted model, not a curated record